Arachis ipaensis is the source of this 555-nucleotide messenger RNA. NCBI's taxonomy places the organism in Eukaryota, Viridiplantae, Streptophyta, Magnoliopsida, Fabales, Fabaceae. The record is from RefSeq and is a predicted model, not a curated record.
AUGCCAUUGGUGGAGUUUGUGUACAAUAAUAGCUUUCGUGCGAGCAUUGGGAUGGCUCCAUAUGAGUAUGGACGGAAGUGCCAAUCUCCACUUUUUUGGUAUGAAAGUGGUGAAGCAAGUGCUUUGGGUCCUGAUUUGGUAGCAGAGACUAUGGAGAAGAUUAAGAAGAUUCGAGCUAGAAUUCUAACUGCACUGAGUCGACAGAAGAGUUAUGCGGAUCAGAGGAGAAAACCGUUGGAAUUUGAAGUGGGAGAGCAUGUAUUUCUGAGGGUUACAUUGACAACUGGGAUUGGAAGAGCGAUUAAAACCAAGAAGAUGAAUCCAAGGUUCAUAGGACCGUUUGAGAUUCAGAGGCCAUUUGGGCCAGUGGUAUAUCAAGUAGCUUUCCCACCUCACUUGUCUAACUUGCAUGACGUAUUCCAUGUGUCACAACUCUGUAAGUACACGCCGGAUGCGGCUCAUGUGUUAGAGCCCAAGUCGAUCGAGUUGAGGGAGAACUUGACAUUUCGAGUAACACCAAUGCGUAUUGACGACACUAGUGUAAAGAAGCUGUGA